Mycena citricolor is the source of this 474-nucleotide messenger RNA. The record is from the annotation of a GenBank genome assembly. Lineage: Eukaryota; Fungi; Basidiomycota; Agaricomycetes; Agaricales; Mycenaceae.
UGACGAUGUGCUUGCUACAUAUUCCGAAAAUCCAUGAACAUCUUCUAACGAACAGCAUAAAAGCUUGUCAAGCAGGGAUACAUACUACGCCUGCGUGAAAUACCAAGGGAAUCGUGGAUGGCUCGAACGCAAGAGUUCGUGUCAAACAAUCGUCUUUGAUGUUGUCUUCUUGGUCGCUCAGGCUAUCGGCGCAAGCAACUAGUGUGGGUUCUAUGGCUCGCGGAAGUCUCCGCAUGUCCCGGGGGAUCCUAUAGCCUACAGCGUGUGUGCUCGCUGAGCUUCCUCGUCAUUCAAUUCUAGCUCGGAAACUAGCUCGUCAAUGCAAAGAUCCUAUGCUUCGCUCGGGAGAUCUGGCUCCUUCCACUCAGAUUUGGCGUGCUUUUUUGAUCUGGUGUCUUCCGAUUGAAUCUCUUUGCCGUCUAAGUCCACGCCCUUCUCGGUUCUCCGAACACCCUGCAUACGGUUUGUCCGUCG